Pyricularia pennisetigena is the source of this 6303-nucleotide messenger RNA. RefSeq lists its product as uncharacterized. Lineage: Eukaryota; Fungi; Ascomycota; Sordariomycetes; Magnaporthales; Pyriculariaceae. Gene Ontology annotation, molecular function: ATP-dependent chromatin remodeler activity; ATP binding; metal ion binding. Gene Ontology annotation, cellular component: cytoplasm. Bases 1 to 6303 code for a protein of 2100 amino acids. The record is from RefSeq and is a predicted model, not a curated record. The transcript is spliced from 9 exons.
AUGCCUCUGCAAAAGCCGAGACCAGCACCGCCCGCGGGCGGCCGGGAUAACAACUCCUUUCUGUCCCCUAUAGACUACGAUGCCGACGCGCGGUCGAUCCACAGCGAUCAGGAAGCCGAUAGCGACGACGACAUGCUCCUUCAGCGGGCGCGCAACAGCCGAGAGCUUCGAGCGCACGACCGCCUUGUAUUCAUGGAGGAGGAAGAAACAGAUAAGCUAGUUCUGGAUGCACGAAGACGCACUCAAGAGAAGGGCAGGCGUGAGAGCGGGCUCACAAUACCGAACCCCUUGAAGUUGAUACGGCGCUACAGCGAUACCUCGUUGCGGUCGUCCACUGCAGGAGACAACGAGGACGGAAGGGAAAAGAAGGUUGAUAAGAGGAAGCAGAGGAAAAACAGGCGCAAGAUGAAAAAAGAUCGGUUGCUGGCCGAGGCCCAGCAUGGGGAGGACGGCGAGCUGAUGUAUGAAAUGGAGGAAGGGGGCAUGAAGGAGGGGAGCGAGACGGGUGACAGCAGCGAGAGGGAAGACAGUGAGGAGGUCGACAGGCUGCGGAUGAAAUUCUUGGAAGAGCCCAAACGAAGAAGGUGGAGUUGCUGCCAGUGGACCCUCAUACAUACAAUAAUCGCGGCAAUCUUUGCACUGCUUGCCUUGGGGGCAUGGAAGUUGUCCAUGAAGGACAAGAGUCACAAGCAACAGCAGUAUACCAGCAACGGCACUGCACUAUUUGCUCCGACGACAAUCAUUAUCAGCCUAGACGGCUUCAGGGCGGAUUUCUUGAACCGAGGGCUGACACCAAGGUUGAACGCUUUUGUCAAGGAGGGCGUGUCGCCCUUAUAUAUGCUACCAUCGUUUCCGAGCGUUACCUUCCCGAACCAUUAUACCCUUGUCACCGGGUUAUAUCCCGAGAGUCACGGUGUAGUCGGCAACACAUUUUAUGAUCCUGCGCUGAAGACCGAUUUUUACUACACGGACCCUGGCCGGAGUCUCGACCCGAAAUGGUGGGGUGGCGAGCCCUUCUGGGCGACUGCAGAGAAGGCAGGAAUCCGAACUGCCAUCCACAUGUGGCCAGGCAGUGAAGCACAUAUCCUCGGUAUCGAGCCUAGCUUUUUGGACAAAUACGAUGGCAAAGAGAAGCUUUCCGGCAAGGUAUCAAGGAUCCUCGAACUUUUGGACAAGCCGGGCAUGGAGGACGAAAAGGCAGACCCCAAAGAUAUGCGCCCGCAACUUAUUGCAGCAUAUGUUCCCAACGUCGAUGCGGAUGGCCACACCUAUGGACCUAACAGCACGGAGAUAAGGAAGACUAUUCAGGAAGUGGACGGCAUGAUGGACGACAUUUUCAAAGGACUUGAGCAAAGGAACCUGACUGGCCUCGUGAACGUCAUUGUGGUGUCGGAUCACGGCAUGGCUACAACGGAUAGAACGCGUCUUCUUCAGCUUGAUGAUCUUGUUGACCUGUCCAAGGUUGAGCACAUCGACGGCUGGCCUCUAGUCGGUUUGAGGCCGCGCAAUCCAGAAGACCUGCAGUCUCUGUACGACGAGUUGGUUCGCAACACCAAGGACAAUCCCAACGUUGACAUCUACCUCAAGGACUUGAACAUGCCCAAGCGAUACCACUUCUCCAACAACGACCGCAUUGCGCCACUUUGGGUAGUUCCCAAAACGGGGUGGAACGUGGUGCAGCGGGAAGAGUUCGACCUUCAGGAGGCCAAGGCAAAAGACCUGGCGUACCACCCCCGUGGACUGCAUGGCUACGACAACGAGCAUCCUUUGAUGAGGGCUAUCUUUAUUGCGAGGGGUCCGGCAUUUCCACAUGCACCAAAUAGCAAGCUGGAACCGUUUCAAAAUAUUGAGGUCUACAAUAUUUUGUGCGACUCAGUCGGACUCGAGCCAGUGCCGAACAACGGCACUUUAAGAUUGCCCUUCAAGCCCAUUGGGCUGCACAGCCCCGAGUCACCAAUACCAGAUGUUGCGGAUCCCGUCACGUCAAGUACGGCGACGGAGAAAACCCCAACGCAGUCGGUCGGUGUCGAUCAUGUGCCGGAACCGACCCAGACAGAAUCUCCGGGCAGCAACAACGGUGGUGGUGAUGGGAAGGAUGGUGCAAGUCGGCCGAAGACCGCCAAGGAGAAGCUCGAAGACCUUUGGAAGUGGUUUACAGAAACCACGCUCAGGGCAUCCAGCCCCAUCCAUUAUUCCAACCUUCAUGCUCACUUUCUCCAGAGCAAAAUGGCCGAGAUGGAUAAUCUACGCAACGAGAUAGAUCUCCAGCGGGCUGUGGUCGCUUCCCUUGAGGAUGAUCAUUCUAUGGGAUCCAUCUCAGCGGAUCCCGAGGAAAUCCAGCAAGCAAAGGACCGGCUUGGUCAACUUCAGCACCAACUGUCCUCCAUGCAACGAAACCAGGGCUCAUCAUCUCGCCAUGUCAAGCCAGAACUAGGGGCACUGCAAAGUCCUGCAAGGUGGCAGCCCACCGCCUCUGGCUCAACUUCUUUCCAGGCAGAAACAGGAAAUACUCCAUCGCAAACUCAGCAGACAGCAUCAUCGGGACUGGCAACAGAGAUUAAUGUCGUAAUCACCGGGUUUGAAAAGCGAGUCCGCGUAUUAACAAAGCAAAUCCAGUCUCAGGUUAAGGACUUCCAUCGCUGUGGUGUCCCGAACGCGAACUUGCUAAGAGACUUUGAAGAAGCUAUCGAUCACAUCAAUGAAGAGUUUGAGGAUGAUUUCAACAUGACUGAAGCUAUCGCUCGGUCUCUUCUUCUGUCAAACGCAAGUUUUGAUUAUGUGAGCACCUGCAUGGCUGAGAUUCGGGCAAGAUAUGUGUCCUCCAAAAGGGCUGCUGAACAAAGUCUUGGUAAGAUCCGGUCCUUCUACGCUUGGAAUUCACACCAGCUUACCUACUCAAUAGCUACUACAAAUGGAAUCGGCAACAGCUCAUCUGCCUCGCCAUCAAACGAGGUUUCGACUUCCAAGUUAUUCAUACCUGACAAGGACAGCAAUAGCCGUGGCUCGCAUAGCUCUGGAGUCGAUCAUAGCCGGAAGCGGACAUAUAGUACGCUUGUUAAUGGUCAUGAGCACUUGAAGACGGAGCCGGCCGAAGGAACUUCCAAGUCUCAGCGAACUGGGAGGAUGACAACGCCAACACGUGAUUCGAACGACGCUUUCGCGACGCCCUCAAAAUUAAAUCGUGGCCAAAAUUCAGAUGUCAUCGACCUUACUGGGGACGACGACGAUAUAUACGCCACCAUUCAAAAGCAUUCUCAGAAAAGCACUCAGUCUCGGAACGACUCACACGGCUCUCGCAAUCCGUAUCGACUCCAUAAUUCAGUGAACAAUUCGCCGUACGGUCAGACUCACUUAGUUAGUAGACCUGCGCCGAGUGCUUCAUCCACUCAGCAUGUCUUGCCCACGCAGCAACAGAUCCCGGGCGGAUAUGUCAGCUCUGAUUCCGAAGACGAGUUCCGUCGCAUGAAUAACCUACCUCCCAGGUCCUCUACCCGUCAGCAGCCAGGCCAGCCGUCUCAUAACAUUGGACACUUGCCUUGGUCCAGCCGACUUAACCCGUUCGCCAAUUUGACGGUCCCCUCCGCUGCUCAGGUGAUACCAAGCAACUCUAGAGGAGUUGCGAACAUGCAUCGCCCUGGAAAUUUGCAGGGUGGGCUUUUUAAUCAACUCAACUCCUGGGGUUCGACAUCGUCGAUGGUUUCGUCUGCAUUCAGCGGCCUUGGAAAUUUAAUCAAUCAGACCAGUAGUUUCGAUUACCUCAACCUCAGGGACAGCAAUGGUAAUCCACUUCCAUCACGCCUGGCCAAUUUUCUGGAAUCAGACGAUGAUCACAAUGGAAUGGGUCACCCAUACUACAAUCCGGCAGACGACUAUCGCAAGAAAGAAGAGCAGGCCAUCAGGGACAUGCUGGCGUCCAUUCGGCCAGACGAGGACCUUGCUGAGGGCGAGGUAGAUGAGACGCCCGAAGCGAUGAAGUUUCCGCUAUUCCCACAUCAGCAGCUUGCAUUGAAGUGGAUGAAGAAUAUGGAGACGGAUGAGCUCAAAAAGGGCGGCUUGCUUGCUGAUGACAUGGGUCUUGGCAAGACUGUAUCGACACUUUCGCUCAUGGUGUCGCGUCCAAGUCCAAACUCAGACGUGAAGACCAAUCUCAUAAUUGGUCCGGUGGCUCUUAUCAAGCAAUGGGAGGCUGAAAUUGCCAACAAACUGAAGCCGGAUAAAGGAAUGAGCGUCUUUCUUCUUCACGGCUCCCACAAAAAGCCAUACUCUGAACUUUGUAAGUUUGAUGUAGUCAUGACUACUUAUGGCACCCUUGCCUCAGAGUUUAAACGCAUGGAGCUGUACAAGCUUCAGUUCAAGAAGACACCUGAAGAGUAUGCAGAAGACACCACUUUACAGAAGAAGUGCCCGCUGCUACAUUCCAAGUCUCGAUUUUGGCGAAUCAUCCUGGACGAAGCUCAGUGUGUGAAAAAUGAGAACACACAAGCAGCGAAGGCCGUGUCAGUACUCCGAAGCGAGCAUCGUUGGUGCUUGACAGGCACCCCGAUGAUGAAUGGAGCUCACGAGCUCUUUUCACUGAUCAGAUUCCUGAGGAUUGCACCAUAUAAUUCGGCAACCGCUUUUAAAUCGGCAUUCGGUUGUCUCACACCUAAGGGCACGACCAAUCGUAGCAUGGCCUCGCGCACGGCAAAGGCCAUCAAGCAACUUCAGGUUGUUCUAAAGGCCAUCAUGCUAAGACGUGAAAAGACAUCCAAGAUCAAUGGGAAACCUAUCUUGGAACUGCCGCCAAAGUUUGAAGAGGUCGUUCAUGUCGUAUUCUCCGAGGACGAGGCGAGCUUCUAUAGGGACCUGGAAACAAGCUCGCGAAAUCAGAUCAACAAGUAUAUCAGGCGUGGAACGCUUCGCAAGAACUAUGCCCAUGCACUGGUGCUGCUCCUCCGACUGAGGCAGGCGGCUUGCCAUCCCCAGCUCAACACUGACGUGGAGUAUACCAUGGACCCUGAGGUUUCUGAAGAGCAUCUGUUGGGGCUGGCAAGGUCAAUGUCAAGCGACGUCGUUCGCAGACUGAAGGAAAUCGAAGCCUUCAGUUGUCCCAUCUGUAUGGAUGCUGUUGAGGACCCGGCUAUUGUACUUCCUUGCGGCCAUGCCCUAUGUCGCGAGUGCCUGACUCAGUGGAUUAGCAAUUCGGAACUGAGGUCAGGAGACAACAACAGCGCGAAAUGCCCAGAGUGUCGUGGCCAGAUUGACUCCAAGAAGGUCGUUAACUACGGUACCUUCAAGCAAGUACACAUGCCUGAGCUCAUGGAGACAAACUCGCCAGAAGAUGAAGCAGAGUCAGAAGAGGACAAGUGGGCCCAGGGCUUCGACUCGGACUCUGAUACAGCAGGGUCUGAAACGGAGUCCGGAGAUGAAGUUGACGACAACGGCGACCUGAAGGAUUUUAUUGUCGGCGACAGUGAUAAAAGCUCCGACACCGAAUCUUUGUCAUCUCAGCCUAAGUUCACGAAGGGCAAGGGCAAAGCACCUGUAGUAAUGGAUUCGGAUGAUGAAGAACUUUCACCUGUCGAGAAGCCCUCCAAGAAGAGGAAGUCUAAGACGCAGGCCAAGGCGAAGAAGUCGGGUGGGGCAUCGAAGAAGAAGAAAAAGGCCAAGGAGGAGGUGAAGCCUCACCAGCUGGCUGAGCUACGCAAGGAUGCCAAGCGCAACAAAGCCUCCCGCAAGCGAUACUUUGACUACUUGGACGACAACUGGAUCACAUCGGCCAAGAUCAGCAAAUGUACUCAGCUACUUAGCGAAAUCCGACAGAAGGGGGAAAAGACUCUGAUCUUCUCCGUCUUCACCAGCCUGCUCGACCUGCUUGAGGUGGGGAUCCGGCAUGACCUCGGGCUUCAGGUAUGUCGUUACGAUGGCAGUCUUGGUCGUGAUGCACGCGACAAGGCUGUGCAAGAUUUCCAAUUUAAUCCUAAUGCAACCAUAAUGCUGGUCUCGCUGCGGGCUGGCAACGCUGGUCUCAAUUUGACGGCAGCAUCACAAGUCAUCAUCAUGGAUCCGUUCUGGAACCCAUACAUUGAGAUGCAGGCAGUCGACCGGGCCCACCGAAUGGGCCAGCUGCGUUCGGUACAUGUUCAGCGUCUCGUUGUCCAGGAAACAGUUGAGGACCGCAUCAUCAAUUUGCAGGAGCAGAAGCGCACUCUCGUUGAGGCAGCACUGAACGGUGACGAGGCCAAAAACUUGGCGAGACUUAGUGAUCAAGAGCUUGGUUACCUCUUUGGGCUCAAUCAGCAAUCCAACUCAGGUCAACGUUGA